Messenger RNA from Haplochromis burtoni (Burton's mouthbrooder), 3762 nucleotides. RefSeq names its product TBC1 domain family member 2A. Lineage: Eukaryota; Metazoa; Chordata; Actinopteri; Cichliformes; Cichlidae. The record is from RefSeq and is a predicted model, not a curated record.
UCUUCGCUCCGUGUUGUUGGGCCGUGGCGCUGAAAGGAGCGCUCCCAGCCGCAGGGGUGGAUGGCAAGGAGCCGGAAGAAAGAGAAGUCAGAAUAAAAGGACGUAAAGCAGAAAAGAAGAAGAAGACUAGGAGGAGGAGAGGAACGAGGAGAGGGAGAAGUCCAGAGGAGGAGAAGAAGUGAGGAGCUGGUGGAGUGACUCAGUGUGAUUUCUUUAACAGCUGCAGCGGCUGUCAGUCAAACACGAACAGACCCGCCAGGUGGGCUCAGGCCCCGCCCCUUCAGGCUGCCGGUGUUGUGCUGCAUUCUGUGACCGGAUCAACUGCGUUCCUGCCUGCUGCUCAUGUUUCCAUCACUUCAUGCUCAAAAAGCAAAGAUGAAUGGAAGCGGCUCAGCAGGAAAUCCCAGCGCUGCCUCGUCUUGCUCACUUCCUGCCCACGCUAACGAGGGGACGCUGAAGACAGAGCCUCCGAAGAAGGACCACCAGAGCAGAGAGUCUGCCAGUGUGCCUGGGUCACAGAAGAACCAGAGGCCAGGAGGGAACAAACAGGCUAAAGAUCCUCACACGGAGAAAACCUCAGAAAAUACUCCAGAGACAAACAGGCUAAAGGCUAAAGAUUCAACUUCUUCAAAAAAUGAAUCAAAACCAGAUCGACCACAACCAGAAAACCUCUUUCCAGACCAAACCGAACUAGAUCCUGUUCUUGAAUCAAAAGAUUCUGGUUUGGGGGCAGAUCAGAGGAACCUUGGAGAUCCUGCCAGACCAAAACAUGAACAAGAACCGGGUGACUCUCAGGACUGUCAAAACCACAAAGAUCUUUUUUGUGCAGAUCAGAAAACUAAAGAUGAGAAAAGAAACUCAUUUAUAACUUUGCUAACAGAUGAAAAGGAUGUCCAGAAUAAGCUCCAUAUUUCUGAGUCCAUAGAGGAGAAAAAACCUGAGAGGCUUCAGCAUUUCCAAGAUCCUCCUCACCUAAACACCCACAAGUCUCCUCCCCCUUCUCCUGCAGACCAGAAAAGACACUUGGAUCCUCCAGCUAAAAGAUCCGCCCUGGCUCCACCAGCUCCACCUCUCACCAUUGAGGCUUUCUGUGACCAGAUGCAGCCCGGCCCUGCAGGUUUUCCUUCCGGGGAGCCCAAACUGUGCGGCUUCCUGAUGAAGCAGGGUGGGCCUCUGAGGGCCUGGAAGCAGCGCUGGUUCACUUACGAGGAGAAGAAGAACCAGCUGUUCUACUACCGCACACCAAACGACGUGAUGCCGCUCGGGUGGGUGGAGCUCAGCGGUGCCACCUUCACCUACCCACUGAAGUCAGAGCCGGGUACCUUCCAAAUUAAGACACCUGAACGCACUUUCAUACUGAAGGCUGUGACCGAGGAGCUGAUGCUCUAUUGGCUGCAGCAACUACAGGUGAAGCGCUGGCAGCACCGAAUGAUGUCCAUGUGCUCAGACCCAACAAACAACAACAACAACACUGCAGAUGACUUCCUGCCAGUGUUGAAGAGCCCCAUCGGUCUGGUCGGGGAGGGGGCCGCCAGUGUGCCGAUGACGCGAAUUCCCCUCGCCAACGUGUCGCUCAAGCAUCCGCUCAUCGAGAUCCAAAACUCAGUCCACUGUCUGCGUAAGAGGUCAUCCCAGGACUGGAGUCAGAGCGUGUUUCAUGUAGAAGCUCCUCCCUGGAUUCCCCCGAACAUUGCCGACACAGUCAACACCCCCAGUUCUCCAACCCUCAGCACUCCCUCUGAAUCCCCGAGCCUCUCCCCUCCCCUACCAUUGCUCAAUGCCGCUGAUCAGGCGCCCCCUACAGAUGGCAGGGAGUCACCAUCACUGUUUGAGAGUUGCAGCCGCAGGGUGAAGGCUCGCAGCGCGUCCACCUUGCCUGUCCGCCGCAGAGACAUGGCGUCUCAGUCCUCAGACCGGAUAGGCCGCUUGCAGCAGGAGAAAGAGAUGCUGAUGGAGGAGGUCAAAGCUCAGAAGGAGCUGGUGUGGAUCCUCCACAAAGCGCUGGAGGCUUCUCAGCUGGAGAAGCGAACCUGUGCCGAGUUUUUGGCAGAGGAGGAUGAGCAGGAACGUCUGGAGCUGCUCCGACACCGCGAGCGGCAGGCGGCCGACCUCCGGGGGCGGCUCGACGAGGCCAAGAUGGAGGUGGAGAUGGUGAAGAAGAGUCUGGCUGAGAAGGCCACGCAGGUCGCCGAGCUGCAGCACAACAACAGGAUGCUGAAGGAGAAGAACAACGCCAAACAGGAGGUGAUCAUAAAGCUGUCCGAUCAGGUGACAGCGUGUCUGUCAGAACCGCGGCGCCCCGACUCGUCCUCUGCCGGCCGCAUCAACUCUCAGACUCUCAGACAGCUUCGGCAGGAGAACAACAACCUCAAGGAUGACAUCGAGGCAUAUAAGACUCAGAACAAGUUUCUGAACUCUGAGAUCUACCAGCUGACCAAACUGUGGAGGAAAAGCUCAGAGCAGGAGAAAACCCUGAUGGUGAAGUGUGCUUUCCUGGAGGCCACUAACUGUCAGGUGGAGAGCCGUUACCUGGGAGUCCUGCGGAGGCUGCAGGAGAUCAAAUCUCUGCAUCCGGCCCAGCGGGAGGCCGUGCAGAAAAUGAUCGAGGACGCUCUGAAGGGAGAGCUGAAGAGAGUCACGAAGCUCAGCGUGCACAGGGAUCAUGAUGAGUACGGCUUUAAGAUCAUCCCAGACUACGAGGUGGAGGACAUGAAGCUGUUGGCAAAGAUCCAGGCACUGGAGAUUCGCUCCCACAACCUGCUGCACCAGGAGGGUCUGGAGCACCCCCUGCUGAGCCGCUGGGCUCAGUACCUUGCAGGCAGGUCCGAUGAUGCCUUCAUCAUCUCACCUGAGCUCAAAAUUCUGGUGCGUGAAGGCGUCCCUCGGGAGUAUCGGCAGAGAGUGUGGCGCUGUUUGGUCCGAACCAGAACUUUGACAAGCCAAGAGUGCCACAUGCAACGCUAUCAGCAGCUGUGUGAGAAGAGUCGGACAGCUCCUAAUCCUGCCUCCAGGCAGGUCCAGCUGGACCUUCACCGAACCCUGACGACCAAUCAGCACUUCUCCUCGCGUCCAGCCCCGCCCUCCAGCCCUGCCCUCCAGCAGCUCCGCCGCGUCCUUCUGGCCUUCUCCGGGCAUAACCCUGCCAUUGGCUACUGCCAGGUACUCAACAGGUUAGCGGCCCUCGCUCUGCUGGUCCUCCAAAGUGACGAAGACGCCUUCUGGUGUCUGGUGGCAGUGGUGGAAGCCAUCAUGCCUCAGGACUACUACACCAAGAAUCUGGUGGCCUCUCAGGCGGACCAGCGCGUGCUGAAGGACUUCAUGGCGGAGAAGCUUCCUCGCCUGGCAUCUCACUUUGAGGAUCACAACAUUGACGUCUCUCUGGUCACCUUCAACUGGUUCCUGGUGGUUUUUGUGGAGAGUCUGCCCAGCGACAUCCUGAUGCCUCUGUGGGACGCCUUCCUGUAUGAGGGUACCAAGGUGAUCUUCAGAUACACUCUGGCUCUGUUCAAAUACAAAGAGGACGACAUCCUGAAGAUUCACGACAGCGUGGAGAUCUACCAGUACCUACGCUUCUUCACAAAGACCGUCUCCAAUGCCAGGAAGCUGACCAGCAUCGCCUUCAACGACAUGAACCCACUCCCCAGCCGGCUGCUGAGGAACCGGCGAGUGCUCCACCUGGAGCGCCUGCAGGCGGAGCUGCGUGAGCUGGAGGAGCAGCACAAGGAGUUCAUCACCGAGAGGUCGUACGCGACAAAGGAGUGA